Molecule: messenger RNA, 507 nt
Organism: Morchella sextelata
Lineage: Eukaryota; Fungi; Ascomycota; Pezizomycetes; Pezizales; Morchellaceae
Exons: 3
Coding region: 1-507 (168 amino acids)
Biological process (GO): regulation of MAP kinase activity; protein dephosphorylation
Cellular component (GO): cytoplasm
Molecular function (GO): JUN kinase phosphatase activity
Source: RefSeq, a predicted model, not a curated record
AUGUCUCGUGAAACUCAGCAAUUCCACCGCAAACUCAUUGCCAAAGACCAUACACUUCCAUGCGUCCGCUACCGGUCCAUGAACCAGAUUCUUCCCAACCUCUUUCUCGGCGAUUGCAAGGCCAUCCUCGACCCCGUGUCCAUCGUGAAUAACAAUGUCAGCCACGUGCUAUCCCUAAGGCUCACACCUACACACAUCCGCUCGUUGGUGGGUGUAACUCAUUGCCAGAUCUAUAUCGAUGACUCCGAAGAUCAAUGGCUACUUGAUGGCCUGAACGCCGCGAUGGAGUUCCUUGAAGAUGCGAUGGAUAUGGGCGGAACCGUUUUAGUACACUGCCAGGAGGGGAGAAGCAGAAGUGCUUCUGUCGUUAUAGCUUUUGUGAUGAAGCAUUUUCAGGUAUCAUAUGAAGAGGCAUGGUCAUACGUUCGGAAACAGCGACCGGUUGCGAGCCCAAACCCAGGGUUUGUGGAACAGCUAAAAAUCUGGGAAUACCGAGGCUACUGGUAG